UUUGACUGAUAAAAAAUGAAAAAAAUAUCCUCAAUAAAGCAGAAAAUAUCGAAAGCCUCGGCCAAAGUAGCACAGGAGGAUGAUAACGAUUCAAUGAUCGAGAACGGGACGGAUGAGGACUCAAAUGACGACGAUUGUGGGCGGCCGGAGCCAGAAAGUGACAGCGGUCAAGAAAGUGGUGGACGCUUUGUGCGAGCCCCGGCUGUCGGAUCUUCGGAAUCGAAAGGCGCUAAGCGUAAAGCCAUUCCGAGCGACGAACACGACGAGGAACACCAACGGAAGAUCAAAGCCAUGAAGCAGCUGUAUAAAGCACCGACGGUAGAGGAAAUCAAUCGGCUGAAGGAAACGGAAAAUUUCUACCACUCGAAUCUGUUCCGGCUGCAGGUGGAAGAGAUGCUCACGGAGGUGAAGGUGAAAUUCAAGGUGUUAAAUUAUAUUGAGCGUUGGUUGGGCGAUUUCCGGAAGUUUUUGAGGACGGUAAAAGAUGCGGACAAUGAACGAUCUCUGAAGGAUGUGGAUUAUGAAGGGGUUGAAUUUCCACUGGCAUUUCCCGACGGCUCGCAAGUUCUCACCAAGGAAAGCUUUAAAUUCGUUCAGCAACGGAUCGUGCAUCAGAUUGGAUCGAGUCGCUUAGGAACAUCCUAUGGCAAGCCACUGAAAGUAGAUUUGCUGCUGGAGAUUCCGGACAAGUGUUUCCGGAAAGAAGAUUACCUCAACUUGCGGUAUCAUGUGAAGAGGGCACAUUUCCUGUGCCAUCUGGCAGAAGCAUUGGGCAAACAGUCAAAGUAUUCUUUGGCCAGUGGGAUGCGCUUUGUUCCGCUAAAAGGGGACUUCCGGAAACCGGUGCUGGAGCUGACGCCGAAUGAUGAAAAAUUUGCCAGUCGCGUUGUGUUUGUGGUGCACGCUGCUCCGAUGGGUAAAUUUGCACCAAACAGAUUUCUUUCAGAGAAAAACAACGUCCGACCAGCUUUGAUUGGACAGGAGGUCAGUUCAGAUGCCGAACUGCUGUGUCCAACGCCUCACUACAACUCUUCCAUCCUGUCGGACUUGCGACUGUUGAAGAACCAGGAAAUCCUUGACAGCAUCAUCCAAUCAGAUAAUGUCCGUCAAGCCAUCAUUCUGCUCAAGGUAUGGAUCAGGCAGCGUCGGUUCGAUGCCGGUUACUACGGGUUUGACGGCGCCCUCGUAACCUUCUACAUCGCAUAUCUGCUGCAGACUCGCAAGGUAUAUAACUCCAUGAGCAGCUAUCAGAUUAUUCGCCUAUUCUGGAACCAGUUGGCCAACAGCCAUUGGGAUACCGAUGGAAUCAGCAUGGAAGCGAAUGCCAAUCUUGAGACCUACCGGAAGCAGUACGAAGUCGUGUUUCUCGAUAAUUCCGGUCUUUUGAAUAUCUGUGCGAAUCUAUCGGGUGAUUUGUACCGCCGUGUGAAGCAGGAAGCUACCGCGGCUAUUCUUCUGCUCGACAAUCACAAGGUCAAUAGCUUCCUACCGCUGUUCCUCAGCAAAUACCCAGUCUACACUCAGUACGAUCACAUUAUGAGCAUUGAGAAGUCGGACUUGAUCAAGUCCGUGGUGGAAACUUUCGGUUCCGAUGAAGAUAAGCUUAAUUACUUCGCCGAUCCGUACGCCCAUUUCCGCAAGAUGGUAUAUCAGCUAUUCCGACGUGGUCUCGGUCUCCGAGCAUCGUUUAUCGUGCCGAUUCAGAUCCAAGACAGCACCGAUUUGAUGCUGACCUUUGGCAUCUUGCUCAACCCCGAGGAAGCGUUUGCCGUCCUGGACAAGGGCCCGGAAGCGAUCGACAAGGCCGCUUCUGAUGACUUCCGAGACUUUUGGCGUGGCAAAGCCGAACUCCGCCGAUUCAAAGACGGUUCCAUAACGGAGUCGGUCGUAUGGGGUUCCAGUUCGGACCCGCUCGGGGAGAAGCGAUUGAUCUGCAGGAAGAUCGUGCUAUACCUGUUGAACGCGCACUUUGAUAUCCCGGACACGAAGGUUACCUAUGCGGCGCAACAGUUUGAGAUUUCCGUAAGGCCAGAUGGAAGCGAGUUGCACGAAACGGUCGAGGAGCGCUCGUUGGCAUGCAUCAGGACGUUCGAUAACUUGAGUCGAAUAGUGAAGAAUUUGGACGAUCUUCCCCUUACGAUCAAUUCGCUGGCAGGAACGGAUGCCGUUUUCCGGUAUGCAGAUCCGGAUCCACCGAGGCCAACUGCAAAGGCUCUGUUGGUUAAUGAGCAGUUGAUGUUCUUGGCGUCGCAUGUCGUCAAUGCAACGAUCCAGCUGGAGUCCAGCGGAAAGUGGCCCGAUCAGCUGGAAGCGCUCCGAAAGCUGAAAGCGGCUUUCCAUCUGCAAAUUGCGAAUUCCAUACGAUCGUAUGCUGGAAAAAGUGCAGAACUGGUACCGCAGGCCUAUGAAGAUUACCUGGAUAUUAUGUACGAAAAGUACCUCUUCCGUCUUCGAAUUAUCCACCAGCGUGAGAUCAUACUGCAGCGGGAGUAUCUCUCGGAGAACAAGAUCACAAAACUGUACCGCGAUUCGGACAAAAGUAUCCAGCUGGAAAUGCAAGCCAUGACACUGCCCAAACUGACCGCUAUCCUACACGGCUUGCAUCAGCAGCACUUCUCGUUCGGGUCGGUUGCCGCCAUGGCCAAACGGUGGCUGUAUUCGCAGCUGAUCGAUCCCUUCCUGUGGCCGGACGAGUGCACGGAGUUGAUUGUUGCUUCGCUGUACCUGAAGCAAGAUCCGACUCUGCAACCGCAGGCAGGGUUCCUGAGGUUCAUGGAGCAUUUAGCCGGUACGGAUUGGAGCAAAGAGCUGGUGCUGUUGAAUUUCAACGACGAAAUACCGGAGGAAAAGGUGGAAGAACUGGAGAAGCAGUUCAUGGACAAGAGGGCCAGCUUUCCACCGUUGGCGAUCGUGACAUCUUGUGAUGCGGAUAAGUAUGGACUGUUCGCCAAGAUGGCCCCCAGCCAGGAGGUGUUGAACCGGGUGGUGUUGCUGGCGAAGAAUGUCGUUGGGAUGAUUGAAGAUAACUUCAAUACCAUUCGUAACAAAGUUCAUAUAUUUUACAAACCAUCUUACAAUGGUUACAACUUGAUAAUCCAUCUGGAUUCAACCAUUAUCCCUGCAAUUGGAAUAACCAGCAUUGAAAAUUACACCACAAGCAAGAAGGAAUACCUGGUGGAACCGGAAACAAAAGAUCCGGCUGCUGGGUUCAAUCCGGUGCAGUUGUACCUGCACGAACUCCGGGAAGGUUAUCGCAAGUAUGCGGUAUUCUUUUACGACCACUGUGGCGGCGAUCGGAUCGCAGUGCUGUGGAGACCCGAUGCCCUCGAGGAGAAGCCUUUCACGACUAGCAACAUAAACGGUCGUAUACUUACAAAGAAGGAAACCCUAAAAUUGAAUACGGAAGCUCUGAUACGGGACUUUGAAAUCAUCGGUAAAGGAUUAGUGCAAAGCAUCGAACGGAAGUCUUCGAUAUAACUAGUGAACAAUACAAAAAAA
This is a messenger RNA of Ochlerotatus camptorhynchus, 3498 nucleotides long. RefSeq names its product nucleolar protein 6-like. Gene Ontology annotation, biological process: tRNA export from nucleus; rRNA processing. Gene Ontology annotation, cellular component: CURI complex; small-subunit processome; UTP-C complex. The record is from RefSeq and is a predicted model, not a curated record. The coding region runs from base 16 to 3477 and encodes 1153 amino acids. Lineage: Eukaryota; Metazoa; Arthropoda; Insecta; Diptera; Culicidae. The transcript is spliced from 6 exons.